CUCAGUCGUUAAGAUAUACAACAGGAAACAGAUUGUACCUCGUGACGUUACAUACAGAACCAGUAUCCGGCUGUCUAUUCAAACUGUGUCGGGUGAUAUUAAUCGGGGAGUGAAUUUGCUUCAGUAAACACAAGAAACACGACAGGUCACACACUGAGGAUGUCCAAGGUAAAACUGUACUGUGCCUGGUUCUGUCCCUUUGCGCAGAGAGCGUGGAUAGCUUUUCUGGAGAAGGGACUGCCUUUUGAGUACGUGGAGAACAACCCGUAUGAGAAGACUCCAGAGCUGAUAGCGGUAAAUCCUAACGGUCUAGUACCGGUAAUUGUACUGGAGGGCGGUCGCUCUGUGUUCGAGUCCAGCGUUUGUAUAGAGUACGUGGACGAACUCGACCAGGAAGGAAAACAGAUCCUACCACGUGACCCGUACGAAAGGGCACAGGUCAGGAUGUGGAGCGAAUUCAUUAACAAAAAAAUAAUUCCACCAUUUUACCAGAUGUUGGCUGCCCAAGAAAAGGAAAAACAAGAAAAGAUUAAGCUGGCCCUUUUGGAACAUUUAGCAACAUUUUCUGCCACCAUUGACGAUAGCGGUCCGUUUUUCAGUGGUAAAUCGUUUGGUAUGGUGGACAUGAUGCUGUGUCCAUUUAGUCUCCGCUUCGGUCCCGUGUUGAAGCAUUUCCGCGACUUUGAAGUUCCAAACACCGAUCGGUACCGGAAAUUCCAUAAGUGGAUGGAUGCCUGCCAUACACAUCCAAGUGUCGUGCCCACCAUUGCUGAUGACCGCAAGAUCACGGCAGUAUACAGAUACUACGCCGAAAACAUGCCCAUGAGUGAUACAGCAGACGCCGUCAAAAGGAUCAGCGGACUUUAGUGCUACAUUUACCACUGAUUGAUAUGUUGAGAAGCUCACUACAUUUACAGAUUUAAGUUAAAUCUCCUAUCAAACAACGCCUGGUGACAUAUACAUGUAGCAAGAACAAACAUACACGUUAAGACGAUGUGAUUUGCUUUGAUUGAUUAUUGAACAUGCCUGAAUUAGGUGCUUUGUUUAUUAAAUAUAUUUUAGAAAUAAAAAAGAGUACUAGCAA
This is a messenger RNA of Mizuhopecten yessoensis (Yesso scallop), 1084 nucleotides long. RefSeq names its product glutathione S-transferase U26-like. The transcript has 2 exons. Gene Ontology annotation, cellular component: cytoplasm. Gene Ontology annotation, molecular function: glutathione transferase activity. The record is from RefSeq and is a predicted model, not a curated record. Lineage: Eukaryota; Metazoa; Mollusca; Bivalvia; Pectinida; Pectinidae. The coding region runs from base 160 to 867 and encodes 235 amino acids. Gene Ontology annotation, biological process: glutathione metabolic process.